CAUUCAUUGUAGUAUUUCUACUUUCUAAAUUGACCACUUGUGGCGCACAUUUCAAAAAUGUGUCGGUUGUUGCCGUAGAGCAAAAGAUUGUUUAUUUGUUUUUUAUACGUUUGUGGUGAAUGUUCAUGUCAAAGCCACACAAAUUUCAGCAAAGAACAAUUGCCUUUUAAUUUCUUCUGUUUGGUUUUCUGUCUAUUAAGGUUUAUUACAAUGUUGCCAGUAAGAACACAACUAGAUUUACUACAAACCAUAGGUAAACGAUUUUUACAUCGUAAUAUAAGAUGGACGCAGGAAGAUUGCCGGAUCCCUUCUAUGUAUGAAAACAUUGAUGUUCCGGAGACAGAGAGAGCGUUACCCUUAGUUGCAAAGCAGCCAGAUGUUCCUCCAAAAGAUCGCAGAAAAAAGAUGUACUUGAUAAGAGGUUGCUGCUUUGGAGAAGAUGCUCAGUUGAAAUAUGGUCAAUACGGAGUAGUUGCCUUAAGUGGAGGCUUCUUCAAAAUUGGAAACUUUAACUUUAUGAUGCAGAGAGUGAACAAGUUUAUUAAGAAGAAGCCUUUGUUUGCAAAAUGGAGAAUCCCGGCUCCUUACCAUGCAGUAACUAAACAUCCUUUACAAGCUGUCAUGGGAGGGGGUAAAGGAAAAAUUGACCACUAUGUUACACCUGUUAAAAGUCGACAAAUCAUACUAGAAAUUGGGGGAAAGGCUGAGUUUACCGAAAUUUACCCAUUACUGAACAGUUUGGCAGUUGUGAUGCCGGUGAAGGCACUUCCUGUAGAUGCGGAAAUGUUGCAAGCGAUGUAUGAUGAAGAGAGAAGGAUAGAAGAAGAAAACGAAAACUUUUUCACAUUUCGGGAAGUUAUAGAAAAAAAUAUGCAAGGAAUACGCAGCAAAAUGUCUAAGCGUGAUUUUAAGCAUUAUGGUAAAAUGAGAUAAGCAUUUCAUUGGAUUACAAAUUAACUGCCAUUUACUCUGCUAAUGCCAACAAUUUUAUUGAUGUAUUUAUUUGCGCCUUCCAUUAUAAAUUAAAUUGUGUUUUACAUGCAG
This is a messenger RNA of Ciona intestinalis (vase tunicate), 1044 nucleotides long. RefSeq names its product large ribosomal subunit protein uL16m-like. Gene Ontology annotation, biological process: mitochondrial translation. The record is from RefSeq and is a predicted model, not a curated record. Gene Ontology annotation, cellular component: mitochondrial large ribosomal subunit; ribosome. Lineage: Eukaryota; Metazoa; Chordata; Ascidiacea; Phlebobranchia; Cionidae. Gene Ontology annotation, molecular function: structural constituent of ribosome; rRNA binding.